Gilbertella persicaria is the source of this 2472-nucleotide messenger RNA. RefSeq names its product high-temperature-induced dauer-formation protein-domain-containing protein. The transcript has 8 exons. Bases 1 to 2472 code for a protein of 823 amino acids. The record is from RefSeq and is a predicted model, not a curated record. NCBI's taxonomy places the organism in Eukaryota, Fungi, Mucoromycota, Mucoromycetes, Mucorales, Choanephoraceae. Gene Ontology annotation, cellular component: membrane; Golgi medial cisterna; Golgi trans cisterna.
AUGGGUACAGCAGAUAGUAAAUUAGCAUUUAGAAAGAGCGUCUUUCGACUCUACGAAGAAAAGAACAUUGCAGUAACUGAAAAUGAAUUUUGGGAAUUGUUUUGGACUUUGCCUGAUUCUGCUGAUGAUGUAUUCUCACUUAUCGGAGCAAAUGACAUCAGACGCACGCGAGAUACAGCCCGAGAAAACAUUGAAAUACUGAUUGAUAAAAUCUUGGAGAAAAUGCAGAGUAUUCUCAAGGCACAGAACUUUCCUUCUGGGCAGCAUUCUAUUAACCACCUCUUAAACUGUUGUCGCGUUAUGACGCGCCUUAUGCCAUUUAUCUUUGAAAGCUCAGAAUGUAUGGAAUGGGAAGAGACGUUUUUUUGGACACCAAGACAGGUAGAAAGGCCCAAGAAAAAUCCUGACGAUAAACCCGAGUAUGAUAUUCUACCUUGUCGUGGUGAACUUGUUUUAGACUUAACCAUUCAGGCGUUAUUUUUAGCUGGUUUUACGAUCCCGAUUACAUUAGCCACAAAGGAAUCAAAAGUAAACUAUGUGAUAUGGGAAAACGGUGUUGGCUCCACUAUACCUAUGAGCACCUAUAAAGAUAAUGAAGCUAAUCGCACGGAAGUAUUGCGUCUGCUUGUCGUGUUGCUCUCUAAAUCCAUGUACGUUUUGCCUUCUCAGAUUUUACUUAAGGAGGAUUUGUGGCUUCGAUAUGUGGCUGUCAAGACGGACCGUAAAACUGUACUGGUAAUUUUGUGUAGCUUAUUGAACACUGUAUGCAACUAUGACCCUACAGGUUGGGUUCCUUAUAACCAUGUCGUGAGUGCCGGCCCUCGAGAACAACUAGUCACUUUUUGUCUAACUACACUCCUUAUCUUAUUGGACUAUCGAUCUCUUCAACAAGCUGAAUUAGUACGCCAACAUGAUCAGCACCAGCCUAAUCCAAGUGCGUCUGUGGGAGAAGAGUUAGCUGCCAAUGUAGAAGUAUUGACAUUAGAAAGUCCAGAUGCUGUACCUAAAACUAGCAUGGAACUAGAAGUCUUUACGCCUGGAGACCAUCAGCAGAGUAAAGCAGAAGAAAAUGCUUUCCGAUACUAUACGUCUAAAUUACACCGCAAACAAGACUUUGAAUUCUUGAUGAACGGUAUCUAUCGUCUGAUGAGUAACCCAAUGACAGCUGCUAAUACCUAUUUACCUGGCUCAACAAAGCGUGUUGGUUGCUUUAUUGAUGUGAUGAUGUUAUGCUGGAGAUUGAUUGAGACAAAUCCGAGAUUCAUCCAUUAUCUUGUUGAGACAGAUAGUGGAUUAGAUUUGACAGUGGCCUUAGUCUUUUACGCAAUUGACAACAAGGACAAAAUCACACAAAUUGGUUUAGUUCGUAUGUGUACAUUUAUUCUUCAGACAUUAUCUUCCAACAAGGAAUACUGUCUCAAAUUGAACAAGACUUUCACAACACAUUCUUCGCUUCCUGCUGUCAUUCGUCUCUAUGCAUUCAAUGGUACCUAUGCUGAUUUUUUGAUUAUAUCUAUUUUCUCCCUCAUCGCAACAACGCAAGGCAGAUUAUCAGCUCUUUAUCCUGCACUCAUGUUGACAGUUUCUAAUAUUUCUCCUUACUUGACUGAUCUCGGUGUUACAACAUCUUCCAAAUUGAUGGCCAUGUUCCAUUCUAUGUCUUCCCCGACGUUCUUGUUAGCUGAUGAACACAAUCCUCAAUUGACAUGUUACUUGUUAGAGACGCUAAACAACAUUAUUCAUUAUCAGUACUCGAAGAACCCCAAUUUGAUAUAUGCUAUUGUAUUACAUCAUGACUAUUUUGAAAAACAAAGCAAGAUGACAUUUAAUGAUGCAGUAGCAGAAAUGGAGAAAGUGAGAUUAUGGAGAGAAAAGAAAUCUCAAGAAAUAGAAAGAAGACCAUCUACUCAACAAAAAGAGCCAGAGACAACAAGCGAAGAGACAGAAACAAAAAUUAAACAAGAUGAGCCCGUGCAUGAGGAUAAGGAACAAGAGUCAAAAGAAAAACCAACAUAUGCUUCUGUUGUGGCAUCCAGCCUUCAUAAUGAGCCUUCUUCUUCUUCUUCUCAGCCUAUGCCAGAAAAUGAUCAAACAUCCAGAUGUGAAAGCCUUUCAGUUCUUCCAAAUCGACAAGGGUUUGUACCAAAUGAAGCCUGGUUUGAUUAUUGGAAAUCGAAACUACCUCUUUCUACCAUUUUGGCAUUAAUAGGCCAUUUAGUCCCCAAAAUGGAAGAGAAAUCAAGCGAGCAAGGUAUAUCGUUAGAAGAUUUGAUGGAAUUUUUAAAGAGUGUGCAUGUGGAAUUACCAGAAGAAGAAAAAGACAUCUAUAUUCGCAAAUUUCAAUGGGGAGAAGCACUUGUCAUUUGGUUCCGUAGUAUGUUAUGGGGUCAAAACUAUGUGAGCACGAUGAGAGAAUAUGGUCCUUGGAAUGGUACUCAAGUAAAAUUGUUCCAAAUUAAAGCAGAACAAUAA